Molecule: messenger RNA, 1698 nt
Organism: Tigriopus californicus
Lineage: Eukaryota; Metazoa; Arthropoda; Copepoda; Harpacticoida; Harpacticidae
Source: RefSeq, a predicted model, not a curated record
AUAGCCUAUUCAUACUUGACUGAAUAGGGUAAGUGGGUUCCGUCACAGAACUUGUGAGUCUUCCGGGUUUUCGACGAAUCCAGGCCUUCCUCCGGUUCGUCUCAGGCGGAGCUAGAGCUCUAACUAAGGAGUAUGGUAUGUAAUGCACAAUGUCCACGGUACAUUCACGUGGUGAGUAAGUACUGAAGUGGGUAAGUAGAAAGGCCCGCUUCUUCAACGAGUGAGGGAAAAGCCGUCGCUUCAAUGCCGUCUCAAAACACCUUUCAGUUGGGAUCGAGUUCAAGGUGAGACCAGAUCCAACCAUCAAAGUCCAGUCAUCGCUCCAAAACCACCCACUAAAACCAACAAAUUAGAUUUCCAGGACCGUUUGACAAGACAUGAAGAGCUCAUGGAUCGGCUCCUUGGCCUUUGUUGUGGUGCUUGCCAAUCUGUUCCAGCCUUCGCUUCAAAACCCCGAGGCCUUGAUCACAAGUCUGAGCCAACUUCCACAAGCGGAUCAAUUGGAUUGGGUUCUACGUUACUUGGAGGAGAACUCGCCUCAUCGUUAUCCCGACACAUUGGAUUUUGCUCUAUCCAUCCUGACGCAAAAGGAUGUUAAUCCAAAGAUUCGAUCCCUGUAUAAAAAUUACAUUGACAGACUAGUCUCGCGGGUCAUGAAGAAGCGCGCCCCAGAGGAGCCCGCCUACUUCGAGGACGAUCGUCGACCAAUCAUGACAGAUAUCCGAAUGAAGAAGUCCGCUCAGUUUCACUCGAACCCGCUUUCGGCCAUCCGGAUACGUCGAGCCACCGACUACAAAUUCCCCUUGUCGGACAUCAGAUUACGGAAGCGUAACUUUUUCACGGACAGCGUACCGCUUUCCGCGGUCCGCAUCAAGAAGACGUUACCUGAGAUGGGGUAUCGGCCAGUGUACGGCUUUAGGCCGUUGUUGUCGGAUAUUCGAAUUAAGAAGGACUUCAUGGAGGAAUCGCCUCAUAUUGUGCCUCUCUCAGAUAUUCGGCUCAAAAAGAAGACGAUCGACUUCCAGGAUGGAGUGAAACGAAAUGCAGUAAUGGACCUCUCGGACGUUCGAAUGAAGAAGGAGAACAUGGACUCUGGCUCAGCCGAGACGUAUUCAGAAGACCCAGUUACAGCUAUUUUCGACCAACUAGUGGAAACCUAUCCUUAUUGGGCCCAUCGUUCAAACCAAGAAUAAAGAAUGCUCUCCAAUCCACAAAGACCCCUCUGGUUUUCCACCAUUCUAUCCGUUAUAAUGGAGAACCUAUCCGCUGAGACUUGGAGGUUGACAUGGGCAUUUUCUUUUAAAAAAGCACACAAUGCCUUUACCAAUUUAACUUGCUCUCUUAUUCUCUCUUGUUUCUCAUUCAUUAUUGAUGAGGACUGGGUCGUUGAAAAUUUGGGAGGAUACACGCUUCAAAAAGACGGAUGUACAAAUGAUGCAUCUGACACAAAACACUGUACUCAAAAAGCAUACCUAUUUCAUAUCGAAAAGCUCUGGUUUUCUUUCCUGUUCAUGUGACUACGUGUACACACUCACUUGGGUUUAGAUCAUCUCGAUGUUCUAGUUGAUUUUCAUAUUAUACUUGCACAUAUCACACAAUCCACCUUUUUAUCGGCCAAUAAGAUACAAAUAAUCGUGACCUUAUCCAGUUUAUCUCUGAUCUCAAAAUUUCAAUAAAGUGUCUUCAGCAGUUCCAUGA